AAGAAGAAGAAGAAGAAGAAGCAGCAGCAGCAGCAGCAGGAGCAGCAGCAGGGCAGGGCCUGGUCUGUGGUGGAAGUGCCGCGAUCGUUUCUUGCGUUUAGCGAUCUAUGAAAAUUGCAACGUUAACAUGAGUUCAACGAUUGUUUGACUUUAGGGGAAGCACACCACAUUUAACAGGUUAUCAUAUCUUGCGUUAAACGGAAUCAUACCGUAAAGUUAAAGAUAGUUAUAUUGCCAUUCCCGCUUUAUCCUCGCCUUAGCUAACGUUAGCCGCGUUAGCCUGACUUGAAUGGUGGACGGAGGUAAGACAACUGUGUGACGUAAGCAGCAGAAGGUUGACAAUGUCAAGACCACGAUCACAAUCUCCACGUUGUAGGAGGUUGCCAUGGGAGGAAUCUGACUUUGAUCCUUACAGACUUGUUGCACAGCUGGACAGGAAUGAAUUUGAGAGGAGCCACCGCCUCAGAGAAGACCUUGAAGAACACUACUUCAGUGAAAGCAUGUACCCAGGGGGCCAGAGAAGAUCAUUUCCUUUCCCAGACGAGUAUCUGUCUGGGCAUCAACAUCAUCCAGACCAGGAGGAACUUUACCAUGGGAGGGCAUCCCUGCAUCAUGACAUGAUGGGCUUUGAUGAGCAGGGGCUUUCUCUGCAUCAUUCCAGAAGAGGGUUUCAAGAACAUUUUGAGAGUUUUGAAAACACGGGAGGGUCAUCCCCAUCACCUCCGCAGUUGGUGAGGGAAAUAUUGCCACCAACGCCAAGGUCUCACUCAGACCACCAACAGAGAGAGGGGGGGGUGGCCUGGAGGACAGAGGAGCAGGGCAGACAUCGAGGGAGGUUCAGAGACUUCAGUCCCAACGUGAGGUACAGGAAUGGAGAGAACUUUAGGGAACAGCCUCACUCAAUGGACAAACCCAGAGAUGCUCGGGAAACCCUUCACCAUGAGGACAGUUGGCAUUUGCCACCACUUGUCAUUGAACAUGAUCAUGGCAUUGGUGAUAUCAGACAAGUCCCUUGGUGGGACCAGUAUGGAGAUAACAGAGGUCUGGACACUAAGUUUGAUCAGCGUCCCCGUCCACUGAUCUCCCCGCCGGAACAUUUCAGAUCAUCAGAAAGUAGGCUGGAUGAUCGGGAAGAUGCACAAGGAUACCAUUUUCAGGAUAAUGGGAGAGACCCCAAAUAUCCUGAAAGUAGGAGUAGCCCUAUGCUGCAAGACAGACCUAUGAGAUAUGGUAACCGAGAUGGUCCCGUGAGCUACAAGGGGAAGGGAGGUCCUCGUCCUCUGAGAGGGAGGUUGAGUCAUGCACAGGGUGGAAGGACUGGACCACCCAGGAACCAACCACGCCUACAGCAAUCUUCCCAGGGAUACCAAAAUCCUCCUCAUGAAGAGCAAAGACCAGGGUUCCGACCCUUUAGGGAAGAUUACAGGGAUCCCAUCGAAGGGGACCUUAACUGGGCAGAAGAAGACAGGCUUCAACAGUGGGAAUCUGGCAGGCCUGGAAGUCUGGACCGACACCUGCCAAGGGUUGACUUGGACCCUCACAUGCUCCGUCAGAGGGAGCACGGAUGGAUUGAUAGGAAAACCAAUAUGACUGUUGCACCGGAGGAAACGCUAACCAUCAAAGUGGACAUGAGCCGACCCGUAAAUGAAAACAGCCUGCUGUGUUACUCCUCAGACAGGCAGCUCUCUUUAGAUUUGGUCAACGUGGGUCGUCAGCGUCUGGACUUCCUGCCCAUGUUGGAGCACUCUGGGACGUACCGAGAAACUGCCAUGCACACUGGGACCUUUGCCCAGGAAAUCAUCACACUGGUGCAUCAAGUCAAAGAGCAGUACUUCAGAGAUGAUGGGGUCACCCUGAACGAGCGUUUCUCCACCCCCCCAAACGGCGGCCGCUCUGAAGAAGUGAUGGAGGAGCUGACUUUGGAUGAGAGGUUCAAUUCAAACCGAGGCUUCAGCCUCAAAAUGAAGUCACAGCUUGAUGAUGAUGAUGAUGAGCCUCUGUUCAGACCUGGACAUAUGCAGGGUCCCAGCCAGCAGCCAGUGCGAGCCCCGGGGGAUCUGAGGCAUGACCUGGAGAGGAGGAGGCAGGAGAGGCUCGAGGGGGUUAAAGUCACGAUACCAGGGAGCAGCAUGUCCCUGCACCCGCUCAGUGAGAUGGAUACCGAGUACAGAGACAAAGACGAGAUGGAGGAGGGAGGAUUUUCCAACCUGCCAGAGGAUCAGAGCAAGAGGCGAGAAGCCAACAUGGGACCAAGAAGAGGAGCUUCCUACAGACAGAACACCGGCCCCCAGCGCAGGAACAAUCGCUCUGGUAACCGGCCUGGACAGAUGAGGCGACAGAACAACCGCAGCAACCCUGCCGGUCCCAGCUGGUGAUUGGACAACAGGAGAACAAUACAUCUCUUCAUGACUGAUUGGAAAAGCAAGCAAAUAGUAAGAAAUACUUUGUUCUCAAGGUGGGUUGGACUGAGCCUGAUCAGCGGCACGGUGCUGACUUCUCUGACUGUGAGGGUCUGUUGAGGUCUCUGCAAAUGAAAAUGUUAUUUCCAGCGCUGCAGACUUUAGUUCUACAACUCUGUUUCUGCAGAGGAGGAUUAGGGCCACUGGAAAAAAAAGACUGCUCUGAACUCUGACUUACUUGUAAAGGUCAGAUUUAAAAUUAACUUUUUUUAUUUUUUUUACAGUGGCCCUAAUCCUCUUCCAUAGCUCACACCUUUUUCUUUUUCCAUUUUUGACUUGUCUUUCUGUAAUUGCUUUUUUCCUGGUCUCAUGCAGCUGCCUAGUGUUCAUUUUUCUAAAGCUUAUGUUUAUUGGGAUAAUGUUGUCUAAAGCUGUGUUGUUAGAUCCCUUACAGCAAUGUUAAGUUGCAACAAAAACGUACACUAUCCUUGUAACAAAUCUGAUUAGCAAUUGUACGGUAGUUUGUUUUUUUGGGUGUUACCCAGUGAUAGAUAGUGAAUGUACUAUAGAUGCUCCUCUGAUUCGUGUUGUUUCACCUACACAGUGCAGUGUUAUGUUUUACCAGCCUCACUGUCAGUGACAUGUUGCUCAUCAGCUAUUGUCUAAAUAAAAAUUUUCCAUUUCAGUUUUGUCUGAA
Molecule: messenger RNA, 3096 nt
Organism: Monopterus albus (swamp eel)
Lineage: Eukaryota; Metazoa; Chordata; Actinopteri; Synbranchiformes; Synbranchidae
Product: BCLAF1 and THRAP3 family member 3
Exons: 11
Coding region: 342-2375 (677 amino acids)
Biological process (GO): positive regulation of transcription by RNA polymerase II
Cellular component (GO): mediator complex
Molecular function (GO): DNA binding; transcription coregulator activity
Source: RefSeq, a predicted model, not a curated record